Monopterus albus (swamp eel) is the source of this 473-nucleotide messenger RNA. RefSeq names its product histone H2A-like. NCBI's taxonomy places the organism in Eukaryota, Metazoa, Chordata, Actinopteri, Synbranchiformes, Synbranchidae. Gene Ontology annotation, molecular function: structural constituent of chromatin; DNA binding; protein heterodimerization activity. The transcript has a single exon. The coding region runs from base 15 to 401 and encodes 128 amino acids. Gene Ontology annotation, cellular component: nucleosome. The record is from RefSeq and is a predicted model, not a curated record.
ACGUUAAUCCGACAAUGAGUGGCCGAGGAAAAACUGGCGGAAAGGCCCGCGCUAAGGCAAAGACCCGCUCCUCCCGUGCCGGGCUCCAGUUCCCCGUGGGUCGUGUCCACAGGCUGCUACGCAAGGGGAACUAUGCUGAGCGUGUCGGUGCUGGAGCCCCGGUCUACCUGGCGGCGGUGCUGGAGUACCUCACCGCUGAGAUCCUGGAGCUGGCUGGAAACGCCGCCCGCGACAACAAGAAGACCAGGAUCAUCCCCCGUCACCUGCAGCUGGCCGUGCGCAACGACGAGGAGCUCAACAAGCUCCUCGGCGGCGUCACCAUCGCUCAGGGCGGCGUCUUGCCCAACAUCCAGGCCGUGCUGCUGCCCAAGAAGACCGAGAAACCUGCCAAGGCCAAGUAGAUCUGCGCACCAGCCUCGUACCUGCCAAGGCCAACCACAAAGGCUCUUUUAAGAGCCACACACUCUCCUACA